AGGGACCAAUGCUUCUAUGGUCUGGCAAGGGGUUAUUGAUGGCCUUGGUAUUCUUAAAAUGCGAUCAACAUGGAGAAUAGGUAAUGGGCGGGAAGUCAGGAUUUGAAGGGACACUUGGUUACCAUCAGGUGCCAUCCCUCAGCCACAAUCGGCUCUUGUUAACCGGAGUAUGGAAGGAAGAUGAUGUUCAACAAUCCUUCUGUGCAGAGGAUUCUGAGAGUACGGCCAGCCUUGGAGUUAUCCUUCAAGACAGCAAUGGUAGUGUCCUGGGUGCAGGCAAAAAGACCAUGAGUUUUCAAGGCGAGGUCACUCAUGCAGAAGUCUUAGCAAUCUGUUUUGGGGUACAACUAGGAAAAGAGUUUAGCUGCAAAAAUAUCAUUGUGGAGUCUGAUAGCAUGAAUGUAGUGUGCAAGUGGCAGCUUCUUUAGAUGAGUGUUACCUAACAUAUGGGGUUAUUGUUGAUGAACUUUAGGAACGUGUCAGAUUAUUUGAUUCCUGUUUUUUCAAAUAUGUUCGUAGAACUUUUAAUGAAACUUCUCAUAGGAU
Molecule: messenger RNA, 546 nt
Organism: Rubroshorea leprosula
Lineage: Eukaryota; Viridiplantae; Streptophyta; Magnoliopsida; Malvales; Dipterocarpaceae
Source: the annotation of a GenBank genome assembly